This is a messenger RNA of Alosa sapidissima (American shad), 1503 nucleotides long. RefSeq names its product transmembrane protein 147 (gene tmem147). The coding region runs from base 189 to 866 and encodes 225 amino acids. NCBI's taxonomy places the organism in Eukaryota, Metazoa, Chordata, Actinopteri, Clupeiformes, Clupeidae. The record is from RefSeq and is a predicted model, not a curated record. The transcript has 8 exons.
GACCGACGUGGGACACUAGCACUUCCGCCUGGAGAUCAGCUAGCUACUCCGGCAUUAGCUGGCCCCACUUUAUCCUGUCUUACCCAAUCUAUGCCUAACUGUUCGAGGAAUUUAAUCGCUUUUAAACUCAUCGCUGAAUCUGGUCAAAGAUAAGAAGGGUGAAAUUAAUUUGCGCAAGGUUGUGGACCAUGACGCUUUUUCACUUCGGGAAUUGUUUUGCUUUGGCUUAUUUCCCUUAUUUCAUCACGUACAAAUGCAGUGGGCUGUCUGAAUACAAUGCCUUUUGGAGGUGUGUCCAAGCGGGGGCAACUUACCUAUUUGUGCAGCUUUGCAAAAUGCUGUUCUUGGCUACUUUUUUCCCUACAUGGGAAGGAGGGGCUGGCGUUUAUGACUUUGUUGGGGAGUUCAUGAAGGCCACUGUUGAUCUAGCAGACCUGCUAGGCCUCCAUCUUGUCAUGUCAAGGAACGCUGGGAAGGGAGAGUACAAGAUCAUGGUAGCAGCCAUGGGCUGGGCCACUGCCGAGCUAGUCAUGUCAAGGUGUAUUCCACUGUGGGUGGGGGCACGAGGAAUUGAAUUUGAUUGGAAAUACAUCCAAAUGAGCUUUGACUCUAACAUAAGUUUGGUGCACUACAUUGCUAUGGCAGCGGUUGUAUGGAUGUUUACCCGGUACGAUUUGCCUAAGAGCUUCCGUCUGCCUGUGACAGUGCUGCUUGGACUCUGUGUAUAUAAGGCCUUCCUCAUGGAACUGUUUGUCCACAUGUUCCUGCUGGGCAGCUGGACGGCGCUGCUGGUUAAAGCUGUGCUCACUGGGGCCAUCUCCCUGUGCUCCCUCUUCCUCUUCAUCACUCUGGUUCAUAGCAACUGAGCCGGCGGGGACUCUGUGUAGCUCCAGGCAUGCUGAACUUACCAGGAGUCAUUUCAGCUGUGUGGAACAGCUGAAACUUUGUUUGGAGUCUGAAGAUGGGAGAUGAGAUUAUGAAAAUAUUUAUGACAAAUGAUAUUAAAUAACGUUUAACAGUGAUGUCACCUCUUGGCUUGAUGCUGUAGUCAUGUUUUGAAAGGGCAACAAAUGAGAAUUGGCUGGGGCAUUUCAGACCUUUCACUUAUCUGAAGUGGACUAGGUUGUGUGUGUGUGUGUGUGUGUGUGUGUGUGUGUUUGUUUCCCAUGUGUUGCAUUGCAUUGAAUUGAAGUUCUCCCAGUCUUGUCCAAGGCUCUCUUGUUCAGUUCUUCACUGACCUCAUUUCAUAAGAAGUGAGCUGAUCUCACUGGUGCUCAGUUUGAGGUCUGUGUUGAGUGCAGCAAUGUCCGUAUUGGGCGUGCAUUCUUAACUGGCCUGAUCUAGCACCUCUGGGAUCUUACCAGGGCAUCUGCACAUCUCAUCAGAUCUUUGUGCUGUGCAAGUUAAAUGGCUGAGAUUGGCAAGAUUUUUUUUUUACUCUUAAUAUGACUGUCACGUAACCAGCCUUGAACAUGUGUAAUAAAUGUACCUUUUUGAAACAAG